Molecule: messenger RNA, 1311 nt
Organism: Macrosiphum euphorbiae (potato aphid)
Lineage: Eukaryota; Metazoa; Arthropoda; Insecta; Hemiptera; Aphididae
Source: the annotation of a GenBank genome assembly
AUGGGUGUGUGGAAAGAAAUUCAGGAAAAACUGACAACCGGUCAAAACAAACUGAAAAAAUUACAGAAAAUAGGUGAAACUCGUUGGUGGUCUCGCGAAAAAGCAUUACUAUGGAUGUUUGACGGAAAUGACUGUUUAUAUCCAAUAGUGAUAAAUGCAUUGGAUUUUGUGGCAACAUCAAAAACUUUUGACCCAAAAUCUAUUUCCGAAGCCAAUUCAUUAAAAGAAAAGUUGUGUCAAUUUAAUAUUAUAGUAACAGCUCAUUUAUUUCUUCCAAUUUUCAAAAGUAUUGGCCCUACUUCAACAUACCUACAAUCAAAGAAUUUGGAUAUAUUGAAUGCUUUUUUAAUGGUGGAUAAGUGUAUUGCUGACAUAAGUAACUUAAAAUUUGAGAAUGUUCUUAAAUCAUCCAAAGAUUUCGUUUUAAAAAUGAAUAAUUCCCUUCACAAAAUUGCAUUAAAUAAAGAGAUAUUUAUUGAGAAUGAUUUUCCUAAAAAUAGAAGAAGAAUAAAAAAACUUAUGUUUGAUGAAGUUUGUGACGAUGAAGCACCAACAGAUCCAAAACAAAAAUUUCGAGUAGAAGUUUUUCAAUGUAUCAUCGACCAAUUGCGAACCAGCUUAACUGAAAGAUUUACUAACAAUAAAAGUUUGGUUGCAGAUAUGCAAUAUUUAUUGCCAAAACAUUAUAAUGAUAUAAGAAAUAAAUUAAUUCCUAAAUCAGCAUUACAAAAGUUAUCACUAUUAUCAUCUGUUGAUCACUCAAAAUUAAUUGACGAACUUGAACACUUUGCUGGAAUUUAUGAUAAAAUUUCUAAACCAUUAUAUAAAAAAACUGUUGAUAUCUAUGACGAAAAAACAAAUAAUGAUGAUGAUAAUUUAAUUGUAACUGAUAUGGAUUAUGAAGAUUUUUCUUUGGAUUGGGAUGAUACUCAUCUAUCUGUUACAGAAUCUGAAUGUGAACACUCUUUUAUCCGUGAUGAAAAAGGUAUACAUACCCGAGAGAAUUGUUUGAUUUGUGUUUUUAAUUUACUUCAUUCGCUUUAUUUACAUAUGCCCACUUAUUCUAAUUUAUAUGCCGCCAUGGAAUAUGUACUAACCUUAUCGGUAACUCAGGUUAAUUGUGAACGCGUAUUUAGCAAAUUAAAAAUUAUAAAAAAUCGUCUACGCGCUUCAUUAUCUAAUGACCGCUUAGAUGCUUUUUUAUUAAUGUCUGUAGAAAAAGAAAUAUUAAAUGAUUUAAAUUUUGAAGAUAUUUUGGACAUUAUUAAAAACUCAUCUCAUACUUUAUCUAAAUUAUUAUCGUUCACAUAA